Zophobas morio is the source of this 1406-nucleotide messenger RNA. Its product is annotated as peroxisomal targeting signal 2 receptor. The coding region runs from base 104 to 1051 and encodes 315 amino acids. The transcript has a single exon. Gene Ontology annotation, cellular component: peroxisomal matrix; cytosol. Gene Ontology annotation, molecular function: protein binding. Gene Ontology annotation, biological process: protein import into peroxisome matrix. NCBI's taxonomy places the organism in Eukaryota, Metazoa, Arthropoda, Insecta, Coleoptera, Tenebrionidae. The record is from RefSeq and is a predicted model, not a curated record.
UUGCGCGGUGUGCCACUUUAGCCACUUCGACUUUGACACCUGUCAAGUGUCAACCCCCAAAUUUUAAAUCAAACCCAACUCAAAAAUGCCUUAAUCGUUGACUAUGGCCACAUAUCUCACCCCAAAUCGCCACGGCUACAGCGUUCGCUUUUCCCCAUUCACGCCCGAUCGUCUGGUGGUGGCAACAAGUCAAUUAUUUGGCCUCGCAGGUGGUGGCACCCUCUUCAUCCUCGACUUAACCCCCGAGGGAAAACUCACCGAAACCCAAACCUACCAGUGGUCUGACGGUCUCUUCGACGUAGUCUGGGCGGAAAACAACCCCUCUCUAGUCGUGAGCGCCUCCGGAGAUGGCGGUCUCCAGUUAUGGAACCUCUCGUCCCCCAACAACCCCCCUGUCACCUUCUGGGAACACAAAAACGAAGUCUACUCGGUGGACUGGUCUCGAACCCGACAAGACCAGUACAUUCUGAGCGCGUCGUGGGACUGCAGCAUCAAACUUUGGGACCCUAACCGACAAUCAUCCAUUGGGACGUUCCAGGGGCACUCGCAGCUGGUCUACAGCGCCAUGUUUUCGCCCCAUAUACCGAACUGCUUCGCGUCGGUGUCCGGAGACGGGACUUUGAAGCUGUGGAAUAGCUUGAACUCGCAGCCCACGAGCUCGUUCAGGGUGCAUGAUGCCGAAGUUCUGUCGUGUGAUUGGUGUAAAUAUGACGAGAACAUUCUAGCGACGAGCGGGUCGGAUGGGUUAAUUCGAGGGUGGGAUAUUAGAAGUUAUACUCAGCCCGUUUUUCAGUUAAAAGGGUGCGAAUAUGCGGUGAGGAGGGUGCAGUUUUCGCCGCAUUAUGCCACCGUGUUGGCUUCGGUUAGCUACGAUUUUACUACGAGGCUUUGGGAUUUUAAAAGGGGGUCGGAGGCGUUGGAGACGAUUCAGCACCACUCGGAGUUCGUCUACGGGUUGGAUUGGAAUACUCAUAGGAAGGGGCAGGUGGCGGAUUGUGGGUGGGAUAGCUUGGUUCACGUGUUUAGCCCCAAGUGUCUGGAUAAUUAUUAAUUUUUUUCGUUUUAAAUUAAGUACUAAACGCUAAGGAGUUCCUAACAUUUUAAUAUGUAAGGCUAGAGAUGAUGGUUGAAUAUGUUUGUGGUGACGAGAUGGGGGAGUAGUUUAAGCAAAAUCGUGUGACGGAGUCUAUUUUAAACACAGAUGGACAUUGUUCGUAUUGACGGUGCACAUAUUUCUUAAAACAUGUUGAACUGAAACUUCAAGAUUGUACAUAGAUUGAUGUUAUUUUUUAUUCAUGGGUUCUGUAUAUUGAAAGACUGAUGUCUCUAAAUUAUUUUCAAAUAUCAGUUGUUCUUUUAUAUUUUAUAUUUGUAUUAAAAUUGUGGAAUAAAUUUCUAAAAAAUGA